AGCAUCUCAGAGGGAAGCUACUUUGCCAGUCACUUCAUCAUGGGAGGUGAGAAGUUCGACUCUACACACCCUGAAGGCUACCUCUUUGGGGAGAACAGUGACCUCAACUUUCUUGGGAACAGACCUGUACCAUUUCCAUAUGCAGCCCCACCUCCCCAGGAGCCAGUGAAAACUUUGAGGAGCCUGAUCAACAUCCGCAAGGACACACUGCGUUUAGUCAAGUGCACAGAGGAAGUGAAGACACCAGGAGAAGAAGUCAGCAAAGCAAAAGUCCAUUAUAAUGUGGAGUUCACAUUUGACACAGAUGCACGGGUGGCCAUAACCAUUUAUUAUCAAGCCACUGAAGAAUUCCAGAAUGGAGUGGUGAGUUACAUCCCCAAGGAAAGCAGUUUACACUCUGAGACGGUCCAUUACAAGCGAGGUGUAUGCCAGCAGUUCUGUUUGCCUUCCCAUACUAUUGAUCCCUCAGAGUGGACUGAAGAAGAGCUGAGCUUUGAUCUGGACCGUGAAGUUUAUCCCAUGGUGGUUCUUGCAGUGGUAGACGAGGGAGAUGAGCAUAUGGGUCACUGCCAUGUAUUGCUGGCAACUUUUGAGAAGCAUGCAGAUGGCGGCUUUUGUGUGAAACCCCUCAAACAAAAGCAAGUGGUCGAUGGAGUGAGCUAUCUCCUUCAGGAAAUUUAUGGGAUAGAAAACAAAUACAACACACAGGAUUCAAAGGUGGCAGAGGAUGAGGUGAGUGACAAUAGUGCAGAGUGUGUAGUCUGCCUCUCCGAUGUCCGGGACACCUUGAUCUUACCUUGCCGCCAUCUCUGUCUCUGCAAUACCUGUGCUGACACCUUGCGCUAUCAAGCUAACAAUUGUCCCAUCUGUAGAUUGCCAUUUCGGGCCUUGCUACAGAUCAGAGCUAUGAGAAAAAAAAUGGGACCCCUUUCUCCCACCAACUUCAACCCUAUCAUUGCAUCCCAGACAUCAGACUCAGAGGAACACUCAUCUUCAGAAAACAUCCCCCCUGGCUAUGAAGUGGUCUCCUUGCUGGAAGCUCUUAAUGGUCCUCUCACUCCAUCCCCAGCAGCCCUUCCACUCCAUGUGCUUGGGGACAGCCAUGUGUCAGGCAUGCUACCCUCCUAUGGCAGUGACAGCCAUUUGCCUCCCAUUCGAACACUGUCUUCCCUUGAACGCUUGUCAGAUUGUGGCAAUCAAGGACCUAAGUUGAAGAAGAGCCUGUCUAAGUCAAUCUCACAGAAUUCUACGGUAUUACAUGAAGAAGAAGAUAAGACUUGUAGUGAAUCUGAAGUCAGGAUUUCCAGGAGGAAGUCUCCCUGCCCUCAUGAAGAGGAAUGUGGUGUGACACCUGAGAGUGAAAAUCUCACCUUAUCCUCCUCAGGAGCAAUAGAUCAGUCUUCAUGCACAGGAACACCUCUUUCUUCUACCAUUUCUUCCCCAGAAGAUCCUGUUAGUAGCAGUCUGGCUCAGUCAGUCAUGUCCAUGGCCUCCUCCCAAAGCCAGCACUCCGAAAUCAGCACAGAUACCAUGUCUUCCAUGUCAGGCUCCUAUGUAGCCCCUGGCACUGAAGAAGAUGGAGACAUGGCUGCAUCCCCUGCUGUUGUCAGUGAGGUACCUUCAGAAGGAGAUUCAACCCCUGUUGAGUCUCCCGAUGCAAAUUUUGUCAGUAUCUCAGCAGAGGAGCGAGAUGCAGAGGGGAAUGACGUCAUGGAGGAAGAUGAUGCCUCUCCCACACAGGAAGAUGGCCAAAGGACAGGCGCAUACCUAGGUAUGGAGUGUGACAAUAACAAUGACAUUGGCAACGCAAGCGUGAAAGUUCUGGACAAUAAGGUGUGCUCUGAGGCCCGCUUACCUGAUCUUCCAACGUCAGCUGACAACUCUCCGAACCAUGGCCAGAGGCUGAGACACCACUUCUCUGAUAAUGUUGACGUGGAGUUUGCUGAAGAUAUGCAGUCCUUUUUCUCUCAGGGACGAAGGCCAAGUUUCAUGCACCCCUCCCAGCCAGCUUUUGUUUUUGUGAAAACAGAAAUUGCCAGAUGCAGAAAUUGUGCCCAUCUGAAAGACGAUGAGCAGACAGUGGGAGCAGAUAAGCAAGCGGAACCUCACUCAGGACUGCAGUUAUAUUUGACACCGGGCUACGAAGGAUGAAGCCCUCUGGAUACACUUGUGUGCACCUCAACGACAAUGAUGCAAUAUGUAUUUAGGAUUGCAUGACUCUGUUAAAGAGUGAAUAAAACUGU
This is a messenger RNA of Python bivittatus (Burmese python), 2243 nucleotides long. NCBI's taxonomy places the organism in Eukaryota, Metazoa, Chordata, Lepidosauria, Squamata, Pythonidae. The record is from RefSeq and is a predicted model, not a curated record.